GGAGCAGCGGUGCAGAGCAGGCAGCGAGCGGGCUCUCGGACGACUUCUCCUCCUGCUGCUCCAGCUCCUGCUCCAGCUCCCGCUCCUCGACCCGGAGCCACCGCCGGCCCGCAGAGUCGUGCGCCAGCGCCGAGGCCGCCUCGCCGCACCCGAUCCGUCCCCUUUGGCCACUCGGAGGGCAGCGCGCCGAGGUCCAAGUUGCCCCGUCCGGUGGGUGCACCAGCUCCGGCUGCAGCAGCCCCGCCGCCGGCGCGCACGGCAACUUUGGAGAGGCGAGCAGUGGCCCCUGCAGCAGCGAUGACUCCCUGGCUCGGGCUCGUCGUGCUCCUGGGCACCUGGAGCCUGGGGUACUGGGGCGCCGAGGCGUGCACAUGCUCGCCCACCCACCCCCAGGAAGCCUUCUGCAACUCUGACAUAGUGAUCCGGGCCAGAGUGGUGGGGAAGAAGCUGGUGAAGGAGGGGCCCUACGGCACGCUGAUCUACACCAUCAAGCAGAUGAAGAUGUACCGAGGUUUCACAAAGAUGCCCCACGUGCAGUACAUCCACACGGAAGCUUCCGAGAGUCUCUGUGGCGUGAAGCUGGAGGUCAACAAGUACCAGUACCUGCUGACAGGCCGGAUCUUCGAUGGGAAGGUGUACAUAGGACUGUGCAACUUCGUGGAGCGGUGGGACCAGCUCACCAUCUCCCAGCGCAAGGGGCUGAACUAUCGGUAUCACCUGGGUUGUAACUGCAAGAUCAAGACCUGCUACUACCCGCCUUGCUUCGUCAGCUCCAAGAACGAGUGUGUCUGGACCGACAUGGCCGCGAGUUUCGGCUACCCUGGCCACCAGACCAAACACUACGCCUGCAUCCGGCAGAAGGGUGGCUCCUGCAGCUGGUACCGAGGAUGGGCCCCCCCAGACAAAACCAUCAUCAAUGCCACAGACCCCUGAGCGCCAGGCCCUGCCCCGCCUCACCACCCUCCCUUCCCGCUGAGCUUCCCUCGGACACUAACUCUUCCCAAAUGAUGACAAUGAAAUUAGUGCCUGUUUUUCUCGCAAAUUUAGCACUUCGAACACUUAAAGCAAAGUCUGUGCUGUCGUAUGGAGUUUAUUCGGAAACAACCUCCUGGCCCCACCCCACGCCUUCUUUUCGGUUUUGACAUCCCCCGUUUCCACCCAGGAAUUUUUGGUGCCAUGCCAGAGAGAAUGAGGAAUGUACACUCCUCCUCUUCGUGAUAACAUAAUCUAUAUUUUUUUAGGAAAACAAAAAUCAAAAAACUACCCUACGUGGGCACUGUAAUGCCUACCCCGCUUUCUUCCUCGCCCCCCCCCCCCCCCCCAGCAUCUCCUAGACCCUCCUCCCUCUGCCCUUCUCCUCCAUCCCAGCCCAGAAAGGACACAGACAAGGUCGCUGCUGAAAGCCAACUGUUUGAGGAUCAGUCAAGGGUAGCAACCAGCUAGACUCAAGGUAUGCAGAAGAUCUUAUACACUGAGGGAUGCUACUGCAUGUUCCAACCAGACUAUGUCUGUCUGUGUGUCUCUCAUGUAAGAGGCGCAGGGGGCAGGGAGGAACCGUGAGAGAGGGUCUGAGAGAAUGCAGCACACACAAUUCCCCCCCCCAGUCCCGUGAUGCUCGGGUAGACCAGAUGUCUCUGAGUCUGGAGCAAACAGCCAGGCUGCAAUAACAACUUUCUUAGUCCGGUGAAGAUUUAAACAUCUGCCUGAGGUCAGGAGGCUAUUUGCCUGCCUUGUACAAAAGCUCCGGUGAAAACCGAGACGAAUGUCUUUCCUUUCCCCGCCUCCCCUGAGAUUCCCUCCUGGAGAACUCUUUCGUCAAUGUGGCCAGGAGCUUGCCCUUAUGUAAAUUGGACAAAUACACACACCAUAUACACUAUCCACAGCUGCAGCCACAUAGACUUGGUUAGAGAAUACUAUUUCCAAGGUAACGUUCAGCUCACCGAGGAGGCUGUGUUUGUAUACACAUUUGCAUAUACCCACACGGGGACAUAAGCUGAUUUUUUUUUUUUACAGGACACAGAAUUCUGUUCCAUGCUGUUAAAUACACCAAUAGUUUAAUCUCUUCUAUUUUGUUGUUGCUUGUUGGAAGAAAAUCAUGACAUUCCAAGUUGACUUUUUCUUUUCUUUUUUUCAUUUUAAUUAAAGUUUGAGAUUCUGAACACCCUCAGCAUUCCUCUAACUGGGGUCACCUGACCUCUGCCCCUGACCUUUUCUCCCGCUUCAUGUUCAGGGCCUUCAUUUCACUGCCUUACUGGCUGGGCUCCGGUGGGAGAUGCGAGUUAGUGUGGGUCGGGGGCUGGGCUCGGGAGGGAAGGCUGCGGUGCCCUGCCAAGGCCAGAUGGCCAGCUUCCCUGGGCCGGCUUGUCUUUCCCAGCUCACGGGUGGGUGAAGGCCACUUCCUGGGGGCCUCACCGCAUGGGCUUAAAUGGGUGGUCACUGGGGAAGCCUGAUUCUGUCAUCGGCUGUAGGGGGUUUCUUUUGUUGUGUUUUUUUUGGAAUAAAACUAUAAUAUAAACUCUCCAGUUAAAUAAAAGUAUUUUAAAUGUUAGUGCUGAGAUGAGAUGCGGAGAGCAGGCGAUCAUAUAUAUUUCAGAAUGGGGGGUGGGAGGAUGGUGACAUGGAACAUGACUGCUCUCCUUUUUCCAGAUCAUGGGUAUUUAUCCUCUAUUAGUAUCUGUAUCUUCAGUUCAUUCCGCUUUAGGAAACAGAGCUGCCCACUGACACAGGAGAACAAACGGCAGGCGACACGUUGUGAUGUCUCGCGCACACACGCAAAUGCCCAGGCAGGGUGCUUGGUGGAACCCCGGGGGGGAGGGGAGGUGGUGCGGGAGACAGUACAGGCACCUGGUUUCCUUAGGAUCAAGUCCACUGCCUUGUACCUUUCACCUUGCGGUCGUGACAUUUGGCACGCAGGAAACAGAGGCUUUGCCGUCCCCAGGGGGCAGUGUGAGCAGAAGGAGCUGCGGUCAGCAGUCUUUUAAGGGGUGAGCCUCAGACUUGAUGUUUUUUAAGAUUUUUAUUUCAGCCUCAAAGGCUUACAAGGUGGAACCCCUAAUCCAACCUGUACAAGUUCCCCUACCCAUAGUCGGACGUCAGCCUCCCCUCCACGAGGCAGUGGACCAUUCUCAGUCCCUGGUGGGGUCCUUCCACUCACCCGGCAGGGACGUGGGGUGGGGCCUGGCAUGAGUCACCUAAGGUUUCCCUGCAGACAAGCGGGCAGAACCACAGGCCCACGUGCCAGGCCCCGGUGAGGAGGACAGCAGGUCCUGGGCAAAGAAGGGUCCUGUGCAAAGCGAUGUUGCCAGAGGGCGUCUGUGGAGCUUUCCAGAAGCUAUAGCUUUGUUUAUUUCACCUGUUCACUGACUGUAUAAUUUAAAGUCACUUAUGUAGCUGAGGCACUUCUGUAUUUCAGUCAUAUCGUGAGCGUUUUAUUUUGCUAAAUCUUAUCAUGUGUAGGCUGUAAUAUGUGUACAUUGUGUUUAAGAGAAAAAGAAAUGAAACCCAGAUGCCACCAUUUUCCCGAAUCAAAUUCUACAGUGGAACGGAGGGUAAAUGCUUCUGUGGCGCAGGCGGCUGGACUGGCGAACCGGGGAAGUUAGAAGGGGCCGGCUCUGAGGCCCCUCCGGCCCCCUCUCGGUCAGCAUCCGUGCUCUCUGGAGGAGGCAGGAGGCGGGGAAAUGGCAAGCAAUUCCAUGUCCUUGCUCUGCAUCAACUGGCCCCGGGCAGUCUGCCGGCCAUUCCCAUUCCUCUCCUCCCCUGGUCCCUUUGCCAAUUGGGAAGCCAUGAUUUCUCCUAAAUCCCGGGCCAUGAGAGCUGUCAUUCCAAGACCUCUUGGUGUCCCCUGGCCAUCUCUCUGCCUCCCUCUCCAGGAAGCCCGCCAGGCUCUGCCGCUCUGUCCAAUGCUCCCUGUGGCAAGGCAGGAAAUACUGGGAGACUCCUCACCCAGCCCCAGACCCAGCGGUCAGGCUACAGCCCACGAACACCAUUUUUCAUACCCUGGUUCCUGAGCAAUUCAAGAAAUAAAUGAUUUAUUUAUAGGGGCAGCUCUGUCUCAGAGACACCGAGGGAGACCAUACCCUCCCCUGCCCCAGCCCGUCAUCCUGGGUUUGACGAUGGCCAAUACAGAUGCCCCCACGAUGACACCCAAGUGCUUGGCUCCCGGCUGCCCAAAGUUAAAAAAUAUCACUAAAAUAGUUUGGCACAAGGAAAAUGCUUUGAAGAUCUGAUGGCAGAAGCAAAACAAAAUGGGGACGGGCAGGAGAGGUAGAUUUCAGCAGCCUCCCAAGUGGCUCUUGGGAGGCGGGAGGAACUGAGAGACCUGGUCAUGCUCCGAGGGGAGGGGCUGCGAGGCCCUCCCCCCGCGCCUUCCCCCUCAGCCAGUCUGCUGCCCUGAGGCCCAGAAGUGAUGGAGAGACACCAACCAGAGAAAACCCUGUCUGGAAGGAAUGUAUUUGUUGCUAAAUUUUGUAGCACUGUUUACAGUUUUCCUCCAUGUUAUUUAUGAAUUUUAUAUUCCGUGAAUGUAUAUUGUCUUGUAAUGUUGCAUAAUGUUCACUUUUUAUAGUGCGUCCUUGAUUCUAAACAGUAAAGUGGUUUUAUUUCUAUCACACA
Myotis myotis is the source of this 4611-nucleotide messenger RNA. It is a transcript of the gene TIMP3, whose product is annotated as TIMP metallopeptidase inhibitor 3. The record is from RefSeq and is a predicted model, not a curated record. Gene Ontology annotation, cellular component: extracellular matrix. Gene Ontology annotation, biological process: negative regulation of membrane protein ectodomain proteolysis; negative regulation of endopeptidase activity. Gene Ontology annotation, molecular function: protease binding; metalloendopeptidase inhibitor activity. Bases 298 to 933 code for a protein of 211 amino acids. NCBI's taxonomy places the organism in Eukaryota, Metazoa, Chordata, Mammalia, Chiroptera, Vespertilionidae. The transcript is spliced from 5 exons.